This is a messenger RNA of Plasmopara halstedii, 1470 nucleotides long. RefSeq lists its product as uncharacterized. Lineage: Eukaryota; Oomycota; Peronosporomycetes; Peronosporales; Peronosporaceae. The record is from RefSeq and is a predicted model, not a curated record. Bases 1 to 1470 code for a protein of 489 amino acids. The transcript has 7 exons.
AUGAAUGCCGCUUCUCUCAUUCUUGGGGAUGAUAUCUUUGCCGACCUUAUCAAAUCAUCUGAUCCUUCAGCAGCAGCAAAGAGCCUUCGGCAGAGGAACAAAGACAAGUACUCUGCAUCCUCCUCCGGCAACAACAUAGAAGGCUCUACCAUAUUGGUGGUAGAAGAUGAUAAUAUCGUCGGUGAUGAUGUCGAUCCCCUGUUCGUUCCAGACGAUGCGGAUACUGGGGAUAACAACGAUGAAGAGCGCCAGUUUAUGGCCACUACUAAAGGGACACGAAAGAAGCACAACGCAGAAGCUAACACCACCUCAUAUCAAAUCGACAAGGACUCGGUCGCUGGUGCUAGAAAGAACGCUACCGCUGUGAUAGUGCAAGCGAUCCCGCAAGAUCUAGAGAAGGGCUAUAGGAUGGCAACCGUACCGAAGAAGACUCCUAAUAGGAGCUUAGCUUGCGACAUUGGAUGGUAUUGCCUGGCAAGCGAGCAAUGCCGACGGGCAAAGCAAUGCCUUUCGGUCAAUAGUAGUUCAUCAACCAAUGCUAUGAAGCACUUAAAAGCGGCACAAGGACGUUCUUCAAUUCAGACGGAAACGACGGAGGGAAAUAGGCGGCGUAAGGUAGAGCCGGUCAAUGCUGCGAAGGCCCCCGCUCUUUUUAAGGAUGACCCGAAACGCUUCUACGAAAUGCUAUGGACUCGUCUGGUUAUAAUUGGGUCACCUAAUGGCAAACAUCUACCCAUGCGCAAGAGACUUCAUCAUUUGAUUCUUGAAGUAUAUCACGCUACGAAAGAGGACUUCAGGAUCGAUCGAAUGGCGUAUGAGAACUUCCAAUCUCGCCAUAAAGCACGUCUGUCCAGACUUGGUGGAAUACAAAAGCUCCCGAUGUUCUGGCAGAGUUCGGCCUUUUGCCCUCGGAUUUUGCUGUUUCUACAUCUGACGGAGAAGUUGGUAAUUGACAGCCUUUACGAAGGAAGACUCUCGGAGCAACAACGGGCAAAGCUAGUUACGGCAGUGAAGAAAACUGUCUGGUACAAGAUUAAAGCAAUGGUAAUAAGAGCGGCCACGACGCUUUCUACCGUAGGUGGUGCAGGGUUUGAGGUAGGGAACACUCAAAAGGAUGACCUUUGGAGUGGCAGAGGUACGAGCUCUUUAACUGGUAUUCAAAACGCAGGAGGCACAUCAUCAUUAGCAAGCAACGUACGGGCGCCCAGGAAGAGCUUGGUCUCAACAUCAAACCUUUUUAAGGGCCUCUUUGAUAUGAGAGCUUCAGUGGCAAGCAAUACCUCAGUCGGAUGCUCUUUGGAGACUUUAGUGGAUGAGGAGAUAGAAAGCUUUAUGAAGUCUACCCGCGCACUGGUGAUGCCGCAUGACUUUGAGCUUCAGGAUGUGCUGGAUGGGUUCUGGAUGAAACACCAGGGCAGAUUUCCUCACCGCGCUGCAGUUGCUAGAUGUAUCUUUGGAAUCCUGCUUUAG